GAAGUGGUACUUUUAAUUGUUGCGAGCGCGUGAGCUCGAGGGUUGUCAGGAAGCGGCCGCUGGGACUGGCGACGACCGGGGAAGACAAGAGUCUCUAACGGACAAGUGGGGUUAAAAACGCCCGAAUCUCGCUCAGCUCGGGCUUCCCAGCGGUCCUUGUCGUGAAUUUGCCUUCGGGAGUCCGUGUUAAUGAGCCUGCUGGGUGAUUAUGCGACGGCAUCGGUGCGAGUAAUGUUUGAAUUAAAGAAUGUACGGCUGGCUUUCCUCAGGAAGGCGUAGCUGCGGCGAUCUGACGGCGUGUUUUGUUUGCAGCUGCCCGCUGCUUCGAUAGCUUAGCCUAGUUAGCUUAGCGCCCUUAGCUUAGCAGCGCCGCGUCCGGCCAGUGGACGCCUGGCUACUCUGAGCUGGCUGUCCGUUCUGGCUCUGUAGGCUUAAGCUCCGUUUGUUGUUUGUUACGUUUAAUUUCUAGCUGGCGGCAGCUAACGAUACGUACAGCAAUACUGGGAAUUUUAAAUUCCGAUUUUUCUUUCUUUUGUUUGUUCGGUAGCGGUGGCACUCGUAUCUGAUUUAUUCUGCUGCUUUGGUGUUAUGCUGCAGUACGUGUGUGUUUGACACGGAUAUAGCCGGAUUUUGUGCGUUUUUAUCGGGGCCGGGGAACUUUUUCCCUUCGGAUAAGGGUUUGGACGGCUGCCCGCAUGAUGCGAUACAACCUCAGUCCAGCUAAGGCGAGCUAUCUCCGGCCGGAGGCGAACCCUUUUGACUAAAACCUUUGCGGUAUUAUCGGAGGUAACGCUGUCACCUGAUACUGCAGACGGGGCAGCUGCAACAACAGGUAAGUAUGAUUCUAUGAUCUACUUAAGCCUUUGCGACUGCAUCUCAACCUUUGACUUCCUCCCGCCUUUCCGAACCUGAACACCUUGUUUCAGUUAAAACCAAGUGUGUGUAUGGAGCAGUGUGAGAGUGCCGCCUCCCUCCUGGCCUCAGUGCGGGAGCAGGAGGUACAGUUUGAGCGCCUGACUCGGGCUCUGGAGGAGGAGAGGAGACGAGUCGGACACUCCAGCCCUCUCCCCCGCCCCCUCCCUACUCCGCAGAACGGUCGUGUAGCUGGUGAUGUGGACAUAGACAGACUCAAACUGAGUGAAGGAUACAUUAACGGGACACAGUACAGGAUGCUGGACCCUGGCCACGUCCUUGAGACUUACACUGUGGAAGAGGACCCACAACAGUCCCCGUCGGUCGUCUCAGUGGAGACCAGUGACGAUGGAACCACCCGCCGCACAGAGACAACGAUGAAGAAAGUUGUGAAGACGGUCACCACACGCACUGUCCUCCCGUCUAUGUCUGACACCAUGUCGCUCGACGGAGGCGGAUCUUUGUCCGGCGGCGGCGGUUAUGUGGGCACCCUGGACCGCGUCUACAGGCAGGGUCCGGGCGGGGACUACCCGACGGCCACCGUCCCCAGGAAUUACCACUAUGGACCCACAGGGGGCUACGACAGUUACAUGCCUGCUCCUCACCCGGAGAGCUACGUGAGUCUGAGCAGAGGGGCGCGCCUGGACGAGCGCUACAGGCCGGUGGAUGGAUACAGGACCCUGGACUCGGGAUACCGUGCACCCAGCCGACAACAGAUGGACCCUUACGGAGCGCAGCCCCAGGUGAGGAUAGGGAGCGCCAUGGAGCUGUCAUCCAUGCCCCGAUACAUGCCUGAACCCUAUGGCCCGGAGGACGAUCAGAGGAGCCUGGGCUACGAUGACAUGGAGUACAGUAUGGGCCCCCCACCUGUUUACCCCGCCUAUGGGACCGUGCCCAGGCUAGGCCCAGGUGGAGGUGGCGUGGAUCGCCGUAGGCUCAGGAGUUGUGAGGGCACCCUGGAUGGUGACAUGGGGGGACCAGGGGUGGACCCCUACUGCUGGCCCCCGCAGAUGGCGCAGAUGGACAGGGGCAGCAUGGCCUCCCUGGACAGCACCCUGCGCAAGGGCGACGUGUCCACGGCCUGGAGGCAGCCCGAGCUCCCCGAGGUCAUCGCUAUGCUCAACUACCGCCUGGACCCGGUCAAGAGCAAUGCUGCCGCGUUCCUGCAGCACCUCACCUUCAAGAACGACAAGGUAAAGUCGGACGUGCGUCGCCUGAAGGGUAUCCCUGCCCUCGUCUCCCUGCUGGACAACCCAAAGAAGGAGGUGCAUCACGCUGCCUGCGGAGCUCUGAAGAACAUCUCCUAUGGCCGGGACCCCGACAACAAGAUCGCCAUCAAAAACUGCGACGGGGUACCGGCCCUGGUCAGGCUGCUGAGGAAAACCAGGGACCAGGACCUCACAGACACUAUCACUGGAACCCUGUGGAACCUGUCGUCUCAUGACUCUGUCAAGAUGGAGAUCGUAGAUCACGCUCUGCACGCCCUGUCGGACGAGGUGAUGGUGCCCCACUCCGGCUGGGAGAGUGGCACGGGGGGGAAGACGGUCGACGACAGCUGUAAGCCCCGGCACCUGGAGUGGGAGACCGCUCUGACCAACACAGCAGGCUGCCUCAGAAACGUGAGCUCGGAGCGCAGUGAGGCGCGACGAAAGCUCCGGGAAUGCAGCGGAUUGGUCGACUCCAUCAUGUACAUCGUCCAGUCGCAGAUCGACCGCAAGGACGUCGACAACAAGCUUAUAGAGAACAGCGUCUGUCUGCUGAGGAACCUCUCCUAUCAGGUCCACCGUGAGGUGCCUGGGUGCGAGCGCUACCUGGAUUCCACGCCCCAGAACCAGGCUAACGCCCCCGGCUCUGCACAUAAGGCCAGCUGUUUUGGAUCACGCAAGGGCAAAGAUGAGUGGUUUUCCAAAGGAAAGAAAGAUGCAGAUGACUCUGCUGCGGACUUAAUUGACAUUCCAAAGAGAAGCACUCCAGCCAAAGGCUACGAGCUGCUGUUCCAGCCAGAGGUGGUACGGAUUUAUACAUCCCUGCUGAAGGAGAGCAAGAACCCGUCUGUGCUGGAGGCGGCCGCAGGAGCCAUUCAGAACCUUUGCGCUGGCCGGUGGACUUACGGGAGGUAUGUGCGGGCCAUGGUGCGCCAGGAGAAGGGCCUGCCCAUGAUGGCGGAGCUGCUGGCGCAUGGGAAUGACCGUGUGGUGAGGGCCAUGUCUGGAGCCUUGAGGAACCUCGCCAUCGACGGCAGGAACAGGGACCUCCUGGGGAAGCAUGCUGUGCCCCAGCUGGUGGCCAAUCUCCCAGGCGGGGGCCAGCAGCAGCCGGCACGCGCGCUGUCGGAGGAGACCGUGGUGUCUGUGUUGAGCACGCUGGCGGAGGUGCUGGGCUCCAGUGUGGAUGCAGCCAAGACGCUGCGCGCCUCACAGGGCAUCGAGCGCCUCGUGCUCAUCAACAAGGACGGUAACCGAUCAGAGAGGGAGGUGCGUGGAGCUGGGCAGGUGCUCCAGAUCGUCUGGGGGCACAAAGAGCUGCGCCGCACGCUGGAGAAGGACGGCUGGAAGAAAACUGACUUCAUGGUGAACGCCAACCCCCCCGCCAUCAGCAGCCGCAGCAACGGGGGCUAUGAGGACAGCACCACUCCCCUCAUCGAUAGAGGCGGGGAAAAGAAGGACAGAGACCGAGACAUGAUUCCCCUGAAUGACAUGGGACCAGAUGCAUAUUCCACACUGGAUCAGAGGGAGAGGCGGCACACCCUGGACAACUCUCUCGACAUGGCGGACAGGGACGGCAUACCGGGAGGGAGGUAUGGGGACAGAAAGGCCUCGUUGCCUCUGGUCGACUCAUACGACGGUUAGCCAUAACCCCUUCCCUCUUACCCAGUGCAUGUCACAGCAUGAAAAACUGAUUGUCUGCAUCGCUCGGGGAGAGCGGCCUAUUCCCUCCCACUGUUGCUGAGCAAGAAUCGACACCCAAAAGGACAACCGGUGGACCCCUUUCCCUGCCCACCCACACAUAACAUCCUUUGCUUUUUCUCUUCUCACCUUGGGAGCAGCCAGGAACUGCAGGCUGCCUCGGUUGCUCGUCACUGCCCUAGUCUCACUCCUGCUUAGCAGAGUGUCAGCUGGGUAGGUCUCAGCUGCAGUGUCUGUCAGGUUACAACCCCCCAAGAUGAAUACCGAUUGCUAGGGACGUCUUACGGAGUUAAACCCUGACGCGUCAUGUGAUUUCACCUGUACUCGCAUUCCAGUUUUACAUUAUGACCUAAAAACCAGCUUUCCAAAACCACUUUUUCCACUUUCUCCUUCAGUCUUUAGGGGUUAAAAAAAUUCUUGCUUGUCCCUGAGCACCAACUCUACUCAUUUGCCUCAGCAUGAGGCUGCUCAAUUCUUGCUGGUCUCAAAGAAAUGCCAUUUCUGUUUUUUUUUUUUUUUUUUUUUUUUUUUUUUCCUCCCCCCUCCAUAAAUAAAAAUGAGGUGAUUUGUGGGUAGGGAAAGAGGAUGGGGGUUUGUCUGUCCAAAGAGAGCUGCAGGAAUCUGGUCCACAGCUGUAGUGAUCAGACAUAUAAUGUCAAUGCCUAAUAUGCCAUGAAAGCAGUUACCUUCUGACAAUCACUGCUAAUUGCUAAUGAUGUUAGGUGGACGUGCAGUACCACUGUUUUUCUUUUUAAUUGCAUGAUUACUCCACCUCGCCUGAAUUACAAUCGAUUUUCAGACAUUUUGAAAGUGAUUUUUUUUUUUUUUUUUUUUUUUUGGUGGACUUCUUAAAGCUCGUUUCUACGUCUCUGUCAUGCCUCCGCCAUGCGGAUGUUGAUGUACAGGUUAGUUGUCCAUAUGUCUGCCAAGCCUUCAAGUCUGCUUCCUCCUGUGUCAGACUGGCUGCCAUAGAACCAACACGUUUUGAGUUCAUUUAAAAAAAAAAAAAAAAAAAAAAAAAAAAAACAGUGGCAUUUUUUUAAAAAUCUUUUCGUAAAUGCUUCCCCAUCAAAUAGUUAAUAUCUCCAGGUGGUUUUCUUUGUUUAAAAAAUAAAUAAAUCAACUUUUGUAAUGGAGUUAGUCUUAGCUAGCCAACCUAAAUUACUAGCAGAAGUAUGGUUUGGUAAGUGUUGGGUUUAAUGUACAUUCCCCCCCUCCCAUAGAUUAAAAAUAUGUAUUUGUAUACAGUUAAUGUAAUCUCUUCUGGAUUUGUUACAUUGUUUUAACAGGGGUCACUGAUUAUAAAAGGCACAGAGGCUAUAGGAGUCUAUAGGGAGCUAUAGGGAGGAUCGCAGUGACUUUUGGUUAGUGGUUGGUUUUCCACUGCGCUCUUUGAUGUAGAACGAGUACGAGCUCCUGCUGCUGGUGCUGAUGUGUUCGAGUUCUUGUGUUAGGGAACAGGCAGUGCAUCUUUAAGAAUCCUGAAGUAUUGGAGGUGAGGGAGGGCAGUGCAGGAAUGUCGUUUUAAAAUGGACCAGUUUUGUGUAAACGUAUUUCCAACUUUUGCUGUUGUACCUUCUCGGGAGGAUCUUUGAACUUUUGGACCUUUUAUUAACCCCCCCACCUCCCCAACCCCCGAAUUAAUUUAUUUGUAUGUCAAGCUCCGUACAAUUAUAGCCACUAUAACUAUCCUUGCCCUUGCACCCGUGUGUACAAGCAAAGGCUCUUGUCUUUGUCUACAUGCUUAGAAAUGAACACGUGAAGAUUGUAGCAUUUAAAAGGAAUAUUGUACAGCUGUGCAAAAGGUCAAGUAACUGCAAGGAUGAAUUUAACACUAAAGCAUAUAAAUGCUGCACGAAGGUCAGAAAGUGCUAUACUUGUAGGAUUUACACUACAGAAUAUAAUACUAAGCAGUACUGCACAAAUGCUGACUGCAAAACUGUGGAAUUGCCUAUGUAUCAGUCACUAAUGAGAGAUUGGGGACUUUCGGCAGACUAGUUAUAAUCCCACUACGUUUUGGGUAGAGAGGAAUGGGAUUGGGGCAACUUGAUUUGUUGCUUUGAAAUGUGCUUUGAAAUUUAAGGGGACAUUUCUCCCCCUCCCCCAAAGCAAUGAUUUGCGGAGACCAGAUUUUUGAAUCUAAUUUGAGUAAAAUGCACAUUUAAGUAUAUAUGAUUUUUUGUUUUGCAUUUUUUUUUUUGUUAAUUCAUUUACGCAUUUUGAUACUGUUGAUUUUGGGGGCUGUUGGUCUGGGGAUUUGGUUUAAGAGCUUAUGCAAUCUGAUUCUGAACAUUUUUCAGCUUAUUCUUUUUAGACAAAACUGGCAAAAGACAAAUCAUGUUUUUAAUUUUCAUCCUGCGUUUCUUUGUUGCGAUGCUAAUGUAAGUUAAAUCAUAUGGAAACCUUUAUCUCUUUGCCUUUGCUCUUAAAGUUGCAGGUUUUUUUUUUCAUUAAAAUAUGUAACUGGCAAUACUGUUUUUUAUAAAAAAUAAAGAUCUUUUUCUCAAA
This is a messenger RNA of Brienomyrus brachyistius, 6326 nucleotides long. RefSeq names its product catenin delta-1-like. Gene Ontology annotation, biological process: cell-cell adhesion; cell-cell junction assembly. The record is from RefSeq and is a predicted model, not a curated record. The transcript has 23 exons. Gene Ontology annotation, cellular component: plasma membrane; nucleus; adherens junction. The coding region runs from base 945 to 3761 and encodes 938 amino acids. Gene Ontology annotation, molecular function: cadherin binding. NCBI's taxonomy places the organism in Eukaryota, Metazoa, Chordata, Actinopteri, Osteoglossiformes, Mormyridae.